AUGCAUUCUCCUCCCGUCAAGUCACUCCUCGCCCUCCUCACCUUUCUCCUCUUCUCCACCUUCUGCACCGCCAACCCACUGCCGGCCCCUACCACACCCAAUCCCCUCAACCCCCGCCAAUUCUCCGGUGUGUUCACUGGCAACCUGUGCGACACCCAUUUUGCUCAAGGCCCCGACCAGUGCUUCUUCAUCAUCAGCUCCAAAUCCAUCGACAUCGACAUCGGCGAGUGGAUGAAUUGGAGCUCGCUCUACAUCUUCCGCAACACCUGCGAGCUGAUCGGCUACGUCCCCGGCGUCAACCUCGAUGGCAAUUGGGUUAGCGUGGAUAGCCAACUGCCGUGGACCGUUGACGCUAUUACGCUGGCUUUCGUGCCGGAGUUUUGGUAUGCGGGCAGGCAUUAUGAUACUCAUGGUGGCAAUUGGUAUAUGGAGUGGGAGGAGAAUGAUAGCGGAUUCAACGUUUUUAACUGGCGUUUCUUGUUCAGUUGUUAG
Molecule: messenger RNA, 492 nt
Organism: Hyaloscypha bicolor E
Lineage: Eukaryota; Fungi; Ascomycota; Leotiomycetes; Helotiales; Hyaloscyphaceae
Exons: 1
Coding region: 1-492 (163 amino acids)
Source: RefSeq, a predicted model, not a curated record